This is a messenger RNA of Drosophila mauritiana, 5098 nucleotides long. It is a transcript of the gene jim, whose product is annotated as zinc finger protein 768. NCBI's taxonomy places the organism in Eukaryota, Metazoa, Arthropoda, Insecta, Diptera, Drosophilidae. Gene Ontology annotation, biological process: regulation of transcription by RNA polymerase II. Gene Ontology annotation, molecular function: RNA polymerase II cis-regulatory region sequence-specific DNA binding; DNA-binding transcription factor activity, RNA polymerase II-specific. The transcript is spliced from 6 exons. The record is from RefSeq and is a predicted model, not a curated record. The coding region runs from base 1855 to 4338 and encodes 827 amino acids. Gene Ontology annotation, cellular component: transcription regulator complex; PcG protein complex.
AACACCGCAACAACAACAACAGCAACAACAAUUACAACCACUGCAACAACCAACCAACCGAUAACAACUUCAAAAUCAAGAAAAUAAAUAGAACACAUAAUACGAGCAAAGUUAAUAAUAUCGAAAACUGUAACCAUAAUAAAGAGCCUAAUUGAACGAAAUAAACCGAAAAAUAAUCAAAGCGCAACAAAUAACGAAUAACACAACCAAAAGGAAACAGCCAACUAACCAGGCAAACAAAUCAAAGCAAACAAACGAAAAUAGACACACGAAAUAGCCAAAAAACCCAACAAGAAACAGCAACAGCAACAGCAGGAGAACAAGCAGCCGAAACAAACGAAAAUAGCAACCGAAGCCAACACAAAACCAAUCGAAACAGAAUCAGAAUCAGAAUCAGAAUCACAACCAGAAAUAGCCUUAAAACCGCCUCCAAGCCAACACAAUAGCAGAAUUCAAGAGAUAUAACCGAUAACUAAAUCCGAUAACAGAAUAACAAAUAGAAAAUAGAGCAACGAAACAGAAAACAGCAAAAGAAAAUGCAACAGCAAAAGUGACAACUGAAAUUCAAUACCAAAAGCCAACAAAAGAGAAAAAUAAUACAAAAACGGAAAUAGCCAAAAUUUGUUAAAUUUAUUUUGUGUGUUUUUUAACGGGAAAAAGCUAAACAGCAACUAAAACAUAACGGUAAUUAAUAAAAAGCCAAAAACAUUUGUCGUUAAACAAAUUGAACUCUUGCGUUAGCUUAUUUACAUAUUCGCCUUAGUCCUUAAAUUUUGCGUUCGUCAAAAAAGCGGUCGAGAAAAUGUUCUGAAAAAGUCUUGAAUAAAUCGAGCUGAAUAACACUUUAUAAACUUUGAGAGGUGAAGCAAUCGAAAUAACGAAGAAAGCGGCGAAAACCAUUUCGCAAGUGGAGAGCAGCAAACUGUAGAAACAGUUUUGUGCCAAAGUUGCGCAAUCACAAGUGUAAAUUUGUGUAUGUGUGUGUGGAACGCGUCAGUGCUAGGAGCUCACGUCGUACCGAGGAGAAGAUACAUAAAUCGGAUCGAAGAACAUCUCUAUACAAUAUCAAUAUAUAUCCAUAUACAAAUUAUCUAAAAUUGUUCAUAUCGUGGCAAAAGCCAAGUAUGAUAUAAAGGCAUGUAAAAUCCGUUUUCGAAAGCAUUUCGUACUUACAAGAAAUUAAUCUAACACUAGUAGUGAGAAAAAGAUAAACAAAAACCAAAUAAAAUUCCAUUCAGAUAGGAGGAACGAUCUAGGCUAAACAUCAAAUUAUAUUACUAUAACAAUAAAACACAAGUUUUGACGAUCUUAACAGUAUAGAGGAGGAGUAUUUCUGGUAAAAGCCAACAAACCCCACACACCCAUCCCAUAGGCAUCGUAGCAAAAGAAAACCUUCGAAGGGAAUCGAAAUCAUCUUUGCCUGUCAAUUUGUUGAACCAAAGGAAAAUCGCAUCAAUUAAAGCAUAUUUGAAACCAAUUUUAAGCCAACCAAGGAGAGGGUGACAUUUUAUUUAAAGGAAAAAGCAAACGUAUCGGCUUUCGGUGGGCGAAAGAGCCAACUAGACAAAGAAGUUUAUAAACGUAAAUAAAUAAAUGAAACACUUAAGAAGAAAGGAAUUUAAAAUUUAAUCAACAUGAAAAGAAACAAAUAACCAGCAGAGACCACAGUGGCGAUAAGCCCAGCACAGCCAAGAGAGCCAAGAAGCCCCUUAAUAAUGUGCAUCAAAAGCCAAUAAAAGGACACUUUGCAAUUGCUUAAAACGUCAUAAGAGUCAAAGGUCACAACAAAUAAAAGCCCGAGAGAGCAGAAGCCCUUCCUCGACCACUUACCAACUGAACAGGGAACCAGCAGCAAUGGCCAUCAACUUUUCGGCUUCCUUUGCGGCUUGCAUAGCAGCCGGACUGAAGGUGCCGCGCCAGAUAAUGUACUGCAUCACCCAGGACACGGGCCAGCCAUACGUGCUCUACAAGGACUCGCAGGACGCUGAGCGGAACCCCGGUGCCAUAGGUGCCAGUCCCGCCCAGUGGGGCAGCGAGAUGUACCCCAACAUCCAGCAACAGGCCCAGCAGCACCUAACCGCCCAGCAGCAGCAACAGCAGCAGCAGCAGAACGCGGCGCAAGCGGCGGCCCAGGCGGCAGCUGUGGCAGCGGCAGCGGGACAGCCACAAAGUCCGCCGGGAGGCGGACAGGAGGCCCGCGACAACGGCAGCGGCGAUGGCCGCCAGCAGCAGGUGUCGCCCUCCUCGAGUCCGUACCCUUCGGUCCAGCAGCAGCAGAGGGCAAACGGGGCAGGCGACGAGGACCCCAUGAACCACCAGCUCGCCAACCAGCAGAACACCGCUCCCAAUCAAAACCAAAGCAGCAAUGACCCCCAGCACUCGGGCUCCAACGCGGGCGAGUCGGGCAACCCGCAUGUCCAGCAGAACGGCGGACCGCAAAGUGACCCCGGCAACAGUUUUCAAACACCGGACUAUUAUGCCCCCCGCCACGCGGCACCGCAAGGGGGGAUGCUGGCACCGCCUGGCUUCCCACCGCUUCAUUAUCUUAACAAGGGCGUCUUGCCAAUGGAACAGUCUGGCGGAGGCGGCGGGGCCGGAGGCGGAGAAGCCUACGCGCUUCCCGAAAUGCUGCCGGCGCAGCAGAACGGUCAGCAGAACGCCGGACCAGCGAACACCAAUGCCAAUGAAGGCGGUGCGGGAGCCAACGGGAGCGGAGGAGUAGGCGGUGCGACGGGAGCGAGUGUGGGAGUGGGAUCGGUGGGCGUGACGAGCGGCGGCAGGACGGGCAACGGACCAGGACGCCCGCACAAGAACAAGCCACACAGCGACCUGCGGCUCUUCAAGUGCCUCACCUGCGGCAAGGACUUCAAGCAGAAGAGCACGUUGCUGCAGCACGACCGCAUCCACACGGACGCACGGCCCUUCCCGUGCUCCGAGUGCGGCAAGCGCUUUCGCCAGCAGUCGCACCUUACGCAGCAUCUGCGCAUCCACGCCAACGAAAAGCCCUUCACCUGCCCAUACUGCUCGCGCAGCUUUCGGCAGCGCGCCAUUCUCAACCAGCACAUACGCAUCCAUUCGGGUGAGAAGCCCUUCGCCUGCCCCGAGUGCGGCAAGCACUUUCGCCAGAAAGCCAUCCUCAAUCAGCAUGUGCGCACCCACCAAGACGUCUCGCCACACCUUAUUUUCAAGAACGGGCCGCACCCGACCCUGUGGCCCUCGGACGUACCCUUCCCUGGCGAGGACAACGACACUAAGGGCGAUAUCGCCGGCACGGGCGGCGGCUACCACGACGAGGACUCCCAGGGAACGCCGGAUGGCAGCGGUGGCAUGCACUACCCCUCCUACUUCAAGGACGGCAAGGAUCCUCGUACAGGCCAAAAGAUACUGCCCGAGGUGCUGCAGCAUAUCGGCGUGAGACCGGCAAACAUGCCGCUCUACGUGCGGUGCCCCAUCUGCGACAAGGAGUUUAAGCAGAAGACGACGCUGCUGCAACACGGCUGCAUCCACAUCGAGUCGCGGCCGUACCCCUGCCCGGAGUGCGGGAAGCGCUUCCGGCAGCAGUCGCAUCUGACGCAGCACCUGCGCAUUCACACCAACGAGAAGCCCUUCGGCUGCAUGUACUGUCCGCGCUUCUUCCGCCAGCGGACCAUCCUCAAUCAGCACUUGCGUAUCCACACCGGCGAGAAGCCGUACAAGUGUGGUCAGUGCGGCAAGGACUUCCGUCAGAAGGCCAUCCUGGACCAGCACACGCGCACCCACCAGGUAGGUGAUCGUCCAUUCUGUUGUCCCAUGCCCAACUGUCGUCGGCGCUUUGCUACGGAGAAUGAGGUUACCAAGCACAUCGACAACCACAUGAACCCCAACACCACUAAGGUGCGGCGACAGCAACAGCAGCAGCACCAACAGCAGCAACAGCAGCAGCAACAGCAGCAGCAGCAGCAGCAGCAACAGCAGCAGAAUAACAACGCUGUCGCCCAGGUGGCCAAUCACCUGAUGAACGACGCCAAGAGCCUGGCGGCCCAACAGUUCCUCAACAACAACAAUCCCUCGACAGUGGACAACAAGGCCAACAUCCUUCCGGUGCGCAGUAUAGCGUCCAACGCUGCGGCAGCCGCUGUUGUCCAGCAGUCCGUAGUAAAGAACGAGCUCUAUUUUCCGCAGUGCUACGGACCACCCUUCCAGCAUCCCUUUCAGGCACAGCAGCAGCAGGCCCAACAGCCCAGCGUGGCCCACGCAAACGGAGGACCCACUCCGCCCGUAACCGUAACGGUGGCCAACUCCGUGGCAUCCGGCGUGGUGGUUCAGCAGAAUGCUUCUGCCUCUGUGGUAGCCCAGUGACAUCCCACCACUGCAGCAACUGGGGCACAACAACAGCAGCCAUCGGCGCCGCAGCAGCAACACCAUCCGCCGCCACCUCCGCCCACGUCGUCCGCGCAUCACAUUGCAUCAGCGGCCGCCGCUGUCACCGCGGUCACGCCCUCAUCCGCCCACGCCUCACCAGUUGCGGCGCCACAGACUGUGACGCUCUCGAUCACGCUGCCGCCGCCACCGGCCUCCCAUACGGUCCAUCCGGGUCACCCGGGUCAUCCAGGUCAUCCGGGCGUGGCUAACGGGGCAGCGCCUCCGCCGCCAACUCUAUCACACGCGAUUCCCAUUCAUCCACACAUACACUCGAUAUUCGGAUCUCUAUGAUGUCAUCAGUAGGAGAGACAGGAGCCGGAGGCAGGAAUUCAAAGUUAAUAGACACAAACUAUUCACCAUACUUCAUAGGUUCGAUUAGUUCUUUAGUAUUAGACGCAAAACAAAUUCUCCUAGUUUUUAAAACUAAUCUUAAAAUCACAAAACACAGUUUGGUAAUGGCAAACGAACGAACCGAGAGGAGCUGAACAGAACGCAAACAGGACGAGUACUAGUCUUUUUGAAAAGGACUCUAAACUUCUUUGAUAUAAACCAUGAACAUAAAAUGCGAAUGGUCAAUGUGCAAGAGAAGUAAUGAGCAGAAUGAAGGAGAAACGAGAGCCAAAACACAACGUUAUACGAUUUCUAUUUGUUUUAGCACCCCAACAACUUUUAAGACUAAAAAUACAUCAAAUAUUUA